UCCAUCCAGACCAACAAACGACACGAACUUUGUGACCAAGGCCAAUCCCGCGGGUAAGCUGAAAAUAACACAGAACGCCAUUGUGUUUAGCGAAAUUAGCCUGCUGUACAUCGCAUGAUCAGAUUCAAGAUGGCAAGUUGUGGGAAGAAGACGUAACCGUACAUUUCCUCCAACUUUUCUUCGUUCCAUUUUGAAAAAAUUCCUCGCAACGUCCAAAUGAAGAAGAACAACGUUGGAAAUGUUCAAGUAGCGCGCCAAACGCACGACAAAGGCAAUAACUUGGUACGAAAUAUCGGUCUCUUCAGUGAACGUCGCGAGUUGAAAAUUGUGCUCGACGUACACCAAUUACGCAGGCUCAGGCUAUUUUAGUGAUGGAGAAGAGGAUGACGAACUUAGAGGUCAGAUCAAUGGUCACCUCGAUCGAAUGCCACGCGCUCGCUGACUCGCGGUGUAUCCAGAACGAGAUAUCUGCGCUUAGCACCUCGGUGGGCGAGAUAGCACAGGUCGUUAAGACCGUUGGUCAGGAGGUCAUCGCGAUGAAGCUAAAGUCUGAGAGAACUAUGAAACCAAUGCAUUUCAACUUCUUGACCCAAAAAGGAGUAACGAGGCUACGCGAUAUGUUCAACCCCGAGUUUCGGAACUUCCCCAAACCAAUCACGAAAGUCCUCGGUCGAACGGACGUGAAGCCGAUAAAAUUCAUGAAGAUUGCGGAGUGCUCUUCGGGCGGAUGGGAACGCACUUUGGAGGAGCGGAUUCAGCAACAGUUAGCGGAUUUUGAUGAAAGUCUACCAUUCGCUUUUUUCCCGGGACGGGUCGUUUUCCUCGAGAACCAUCACGCAGUGGUAUUUGGGCCCAUGGCUCAGACAAAUAAAGAGUCUGAUUUUGAACUUUCCUCUUCCUUUGACUCAUUGAUUGGAAAAGACCGAAGUCUUUUAUUUGACAAAGAAGAAGGAAUGUUUUAUGGUGGUCGGUACAAGUUCGUAGAUGUAAGAGGCGUUCAUCCGUCGGGCUUUAUUUUUGAUGGGGCGGAAACGACUGGAAUCCCCAAACUCAAGCAAAUAGUCCUUGCAUCUCAAGUCGGAGGCGCGAGGCUGCGCUCGAAAGAUAUCCCAAAUCUCAUCUGGGAGGGUCAAAUCAGAUUUGAAUUUAUUGGGCUGCAGUUCAUAUCAUUUGACAACAACCUGUACCGCCGCUUGACUCGAAACACAUCGAUCAAGGCUACAGACACGGCCAGCCAUACAGCGAACGGGUCGAUUGUCUCCAUUUCCGUCAAGACCUCCGCUACGGCUCAAAUUGCGCCGGAAUUGAAGCGUCGUCGGAGCAAGUCUGUAUCCCAGUCCAGUUCUUCGGGUGAUUCCUCAGAUUCGUCGGAAGAUGAGGAUGGCAAGCGAAAGGCGAAGCGGACUAGGCUGGAUCAGCACUAGUUUCGACGGUAUUUCUUGGGCAUCAGAGAUAGUUUUGUGGUUUACCAAGUGUAGUUUUUGGUCACACCGUUUCUUAUAUAUGUAACGUUA
Molecule: messenger RNA, 1514 nt
Organism: Marasmius oreades (fairy-ring Marasmius)
Lineage: Eukaryota; Fungi; Basidiomycota; Agaricomycetes; Agaricales; Marasmiaceae
Exons: 8
Coding region: 372-1424 (350 amino acids)
Source: RefSeq, a predicted model, not a curated record